This is a messenger RNA of Nezara viridula (southern green stink bug), 612 nucleotides long. The record is from the annotation of a GenBank genome assembly. Lineage: Eukaryota; Metazoa; Arthropoda; Insecta; Hemiptera; Pentatomidae.
AUGUGGUCCUUUGCAAGGCAGUUUGCUGGAGGCUAUUCAAAGUAUGAUGAAGACAGAAGCCAGGGCUGGAUUUAUCUCCAGGAACUGUUAUUGGCUCCUCCAGCCCCCGUCCAGUGGUUGCUGUUAGCGAUAUCUCUACUCUUCAGCGUCAUUGGACUUUCCAGAAGGAUUCCGUUCCAGCUCACAAGGUCAGGUAAACUCAGCAGUGGCUGCAAAAGAACAUUCCAGAGUUCAUCUCUGUCUCGGAUUGGCCCUCAGGAAGCCCUGAUCUCAACCCACUAUUGUCCGAACUGGAGAGGAUGGCAUGCCACAGAGCAGACCCUAAUUUGGAAAGCUUUAAACAAUCUCUGGGCGCCUCUCGAGUUGAGGGCCAAAUACAUGAAUAAAUAUCUUAACUGUAUCCUUGAGGCUGGUCCUUCGUCCUACAUGUUAUGGUUGACGAUGAGGUUUAAUAUAGUCGUGGUUAGUGCAAUAGGUCUGCAGCAGGCAAUGGAUACAUAUCAUCAACGAUCAGAUCAUAUUUCAUCUUCGAUGCAGCGUCCUCCUUCAACUUGCCCUCUCUUCUCGGAAAUACUGUUCGAUAGAGCUGGAAAUACUGAACGGAUUGAUUAA